Messenger RNA from Sinocyclocheilus anshuiensis, 4425 nucleotides. Its product is annotated as synaptotagmin-like protein 2. The transcript is spliced from 19 exons. Bases 367 to 4158 code for a protein of 1263 amino acids. The record is from RefSeq and is a predicted model, not a curated record. Gene Ontology annotation, molecular function: neurexin family protein binding; small GTPase binding. Gene Ontology annotation, biological process: intracellular protein transport; exocytosis. NCBI's taxonomy places the organism in Eukaryota, Metazoa, Chordata, Actinopteri, Cypriniformes, Cyprinidae. Gene Ontology annotation, cellular component: exocytic vesicle; plasma membrane.
UCCCCACAAGUUUAUCAACAACAUUUUUAGCUCUUACUAGUUGUUCACACGCAGCCAGUGUGCACGAGAGCUCGUGGAGUACUCCCUCACACACCCACCGGUACACGCCUCACUUUAAAGCUGGAGAUUUAAAUCAUUUUGUUCCUCUGGUGUUUCAGAUGUUACAGUAACUGUGUUGGAAAAUAUCGCGGUCUGGCAGCCACACAAGCAAUAUUCAGGUGCUCCUCUGAUGUUCUCCAUGAUGUGAUGGAGUGACUUAUCAAGCAUCAGCCUUCAAGUUACCCACAGUGAUGCUCUUGACACUUUCAGUGAACCAGGCGAUCUGAGACUCAUCUGUUAGCAUCACUUACUCCGAAGCCAUUCAUCAUGAUUGACCUGAGUUAUCUGACAGAGGAAGAGCAAGAGAUGAUCCUGGCAGUGCUGAAGAGAGAUGCAGAUCUUAAGAAGUUGGAAGAACAGAGGAUUAAGCAGAUUCGUAAGACUGAACGAGACAGAAGCAGGCUGAAGUACUUGACAGGGGAGUGGUUUUAUGAGACAAAGAAUCACAGACACAGAGACAGGAUCCAUGGCACCGACAUCAUCAGAGCGUCCAUGAGACAGAAGAAACCCGUGACGAUAUUGGAGCUCUCUCAAAGAUGGUCUGAGAAACCCAGUUGUGUUUAUGGUGAGAAGAAAGAUGUGUACAUCCCUCCAGAGCUUUUAGGACUCAUUGAGGAUCCGUCCACACAAUCACACAAUGAGAGGGUGGAAGAUGAGUUGUCGGAAGCCCAACAGGAAAGACAGAGACCUCAAAUCAAGCCAAGGCAGAAUCCAUUCAAUAGUGUGAGAUCACAAAGAGAUGAAGCCAGACUUAUUAAUGGAGUGAAGGAGGCUGACCAGACACCUGCUGAGGAACCUUUCCUUCCAGCUGACAACUACACACUCCAUCACACUACUCUAAACACAGACAACACUGACACCCAUAUAGUCACACAAUGCAAACCUAUGCCAAAAAAGAGAUUGCUGCUGUAUUCCUGCAAGGACUCUUCCCUGGACACUGUCAGCAGUGACAAUGGAGUUAAACAGGUCGUAACCCCUGCUCCCAGAGGCAUCUUGAAGAACAACAUCUCCAGCUGUAGCUCUACUGUCUCCCUGCAUCUCCACAUUCCUAUCAAUGAUGACAGCAGCAGCAGUCAGUCGUCAGCUACGGUCAGCCCUGUCAGUCCUGAAACUCCCAUCUGCCCUCCUCUUUCCCCCUGCUCAGUGCACUCUGCCUCAGGGUGGUUAGAUAGGAAACAGGUCCACUUCUCCUCAGUCGUUGGGCCCAUAGAGAGAGUGCAAGGAGAGCACAGUGUGCUGGAAGAAGACUGGAGUCCUCUGUCGGACCAGGAUAGAAGCCAUAUCACAGACAAUGGUUAUCAUGAGGUUUAUGGUGAGCCUCAGUCCUCACAGGUGUCCAACUUCCACGACUCUACUGAAGUAACAGGUAAGGCCAUUGGGUUAAGUGCAGAGGGCCAGACUGAUAAGCUUACAGUGGAAGAGGGUCGUUCAUUUUCUAAGGUACUUGAAUGGUUUGGGAGAGGUUCUCGAGAUGGAAAGCUGAAGGAGUCGCCAGUUAAGAGAGAGUUGAAUGAAGAGGAACCAAAAGAUCAUGAAAACCCAGAAGCCAAGUCAGAAGAUUUAGUGCCUCCAGUUGUACAGCCAAAGACCAAGCCACCACCAAAGCCACGUAGGGGGCUUUUUGCAUUGUUUUCGAGAGCAGAGAAAAAAGACAAGUGUUCUGAAGUUCAAGCAUCUGACAAAGAAGAGAUAAGUCAAGAUAAAACAGAAAGUUCAGAAUAUAAAACAUCUUGCACUUUGAGACCUGAAGAUGAUAAUAUACUUCCACAGACCUCUGUUUCUACAAACAGCAAGACUGCAGCAAUACUGCAGGAAAAAACAGACAAAACAGACAAACCAAUAUGCGAAGAUCCUCCACAAAGAGAGACGUUUGACCGAGGUGAAAUAUCACCAGGAAGACUUGCCAACCUGAAGUCAUUCUGGGAAAGGGGGAACAGAGGGCCUAAAAUACUAAGCAUCAAAAAAGAAGCUGAGGUAGAAGAAAGUGAGACCUCUCAGCUUAAUGAGAAUUAUCACGAUGCUGUGGACAGAAGGUUGUCAGAUUCAAGCAUCAGCCCAUCAAAACCCAAACCCAAUGACCCAAAUCCAGUUGAUGUAGAAUGUACAACAUGUGAGAUUUCUCCAGUCUCAUCUAGAAGAACAUCCAAUGGUGAUGAUAUAUUAGCCAUAUCCUCACAUGAAGAUGAGAAGCCUUCUAGUCUGGAGAGCAAUAGGGUCUCAGAAGUUUCAAGCAGUGAACUACAAACUCUCACAGUGAAAAUGAAUGCCAAAUUGUCACCCAGUUCAUUGCUUAAACACAAAGAUAAAUCUCUGGGCAAUGAGCUACAGGAAGAGUCACUCUCCAGGGACAUACCUGACUUGAAAAAGGAAAUCUCCACCUUCAAAAUGUCCCUAAGUCAACAGGAGGAUAAAGUCUCGAUUAAUGAUCUCAAGUCAUUUUGGGAGAAAGAAAAAAGUGGCCUUAGAGUAAUUGUAGGCUCACCAACGUGCACAGCUAACGUUAAAGAUCCAUCCCCAGAGUCAUCUCCAAAACGUUCUUUAGUAGAACAUUCUGAACCUCAGUUUGACAUCAGAUCAAACAACCCAAGUUCCCCAGAGAGAAUGAGUUUCAAAGAGGCUGCUUUGACACAAAAAGAGAAGAUGAAACAGACAGAGGAAAAACAGAGAAGUCCAGUGCCAUUACAAGACGUUCAGGAUAUCAGAGGGGACAGUGAGGAUGACAGCCCUGUCAAAGCUGCCCUGGAGCGAGCCAAUGCCAGACCCAUCUCUAUUUCCAAGUGUUUAGAGGACCUGGCAUCCACACCUUUACAAGAGAGAUGGAAGACUGAUCGAAGGAGUGACAUUGGGCUGAGUAUGGAAAAUGUGUCUGCAGUCACUUCCAACACCAAAACGUCCUUCUCCGACCCAGAACAGGUGAAGAUGAUGAGUAUGUCUGUGCCUGCAUUCAUGCAACAAGAGAUGGCCUGCAGAAACAGUGACUGUGCCUCAGUGAGCAGUUUCCACUAUGACAGACUGAGAACAUGCAACACUCCUUCUAAUUUUAGCACUUGCUCUGAAGUGGCCUCCAUGUCCUCUGUCACUGGUAGUGUAAUGAGCAUCUACAGUAGUGAGUUUGGUAAUGUGGAGGUCAAAGGCACGAUCCAGUUUGCCAUUCACUACGUGCAAAAACUGGGAGAGUUCCACAUCUUUGUUGUGCAGUGCAAGGACCUCGCUGUGGCGGAUGUUAAAAGGAACCGAUCUGAUCCGUAUGUUAAAUGUUACUUGUUACCUGACAAAGCAAAAUAUGGAAAGAAAAAAACAUGUGUGAGGAAGAAGACUCUGGAUCCAGCUUACAACGAAAUCCUACGGUUUAAGAUUCCAAUGGAGAUGUUGAAAACCCAGAAGCUGAACACCUCUGUGUGGCACAAUGAUACGUUUGGGCGUAACAUGUUUCUUGGAGAGGUUGAGCUCGAUUUGGCCGAAUGGGAUUUCAGUAAUACUCAGAUGAAUGAAUAUUUACUCAAAGGAAGGGUUCAGGUUCCCACCAGCCCAAAAAAUUCUGUCGGCAGCGUGGAAAUGAGUGCAGAGAUUAAAGUAGCUCUGCGUUUUGUCCCACAGACUUCUCACAGUCACAAGAACAAGGGGAAUGGUGAGGUGCAAAUAUGGGUGAAAGAAUGCAAGAAUCUGCCUAUUACCAGAGGUGUUGCCAUUGACCCCUUCGUGAAAUGCGCAGUCCUCCCAGAUACAAGCCGAAAAAGCCGUCAGAAGACCAAAGUGUUGAAGAGGGCAUCUAACCCAGUGUUUAACCACACCAUGGUGUAUGAUGGUUUCAGGCAAGAGGACCUCAAAGAGGCCUGUGUGGAGCUUACUGUGUGGGAUCACGACAGACUCAACAACCACUUCAUUGGGGGUAUUAGGCUGGGUCCUGGAACAGGAAAAAGUUAUGGCACUGAGGUGAACUGGAUGGACUCUAAUGUUGCUGAAGCAGCCCUGUGGGAGAGAAUGAUGCAAUUUCCGAAUGAAUGGGUGGAAGAUAUUGUACCUUUGAGAAUGAUGGUCAUGGCAAGAAUGUCUAGAUAGUAAGAAACUGAGGCAUGGUGACACUUUUGAACAAAUACAUGAAAAAUGAUUGUGAACAUGAAGAAUGCAUUAUAUAGGAAGACAGUAUGUAAUGUAGGAACUAACUUGAUGGUUUCUUGACAUUUUUGUUGAGGAAAACAAAGAGAAUGAAAAAUAUAAUAUGCCUAUUAUUGUAAAGUAAGUGUAUUUAAUGUCUUAAAAUAAAAAUGCCUGUUUAAAAAUCUGUCAGUUUGCUGCAAAUAAGAUAUUUUGUUAAUUGCCACGAAA